This is a messenger RNA of Prionailurus viverrinus (fishing cat), 1751 nucleotides long. Its product is annotated as melanoma-associated antigen B17-like. Gene Ontology annotation, cellular component: nucleus. The record is from RefSeq and is a predicted model, not a curated record. NCBI's taxonomy places the organism in Eukaryota, Metazoa, Chordata, Mammalia, Carnivora, Felidae. The transcript has 2 exons. Gene Ontology annotation, biological process: negative regulation of transcription by RNA polymerase II. Bases 128 to 1165 code for a protein of 345 amino acids.
CCUCCCAGCGCUGGGCACUGAGGCCUGGUCGGACAGCCGCUGCCUCGGCUGAACACGAGGAGGGGGUCCCACGUCCCGUCAGGGGUCAAGGUGUCCUCGCUGCCUGCCAGCCGGGCCCAGCGUCGUCAUGCCGCACCGCCAGAAGAAAAAGCUGCGCGCCCGCCAGAAACGCCACGAGGGCCAGGGUGAGGGCCAGGGUGUGGGGGGUGCUCAGGCCGCCGCCGCCGCCGCCGCAGCAGCGGCAGCGGCGGCGGCGGCGGAGCCCCUUGGGGAGGCUUCCCCGGGGUCCCCCCGGGCGGGUGCAGCCCAGCAGCCUCAGGGUGCCGCGGCCCCCGGGUCCCCCGGGUCCCCCGGGUCCCCCGGCGCAGGCGCCGCAAGCCCGCCACGUGAGCAGGGCGCCGAGGGCCCGGCCGCGCCCCCCGCCCCGGGCGCCCGCAAAGACCCCCUCAGCCGCAAGGCCGACAUGCUGGUGCGGUUCCUGCUGGAGAAGCACGCCAGCAAGGAGCCCAUCACGCGGGCCGCGCUGCUGAAGAUCGUCAGCAGGAAGUACGAGGCGCACCGGGCCGAGAUCCUCAGGCGCACCUCGGAGCGCCUGCAGCUGCUCUUCGGCCUCGAGCUCCGGGAGGGCGACGCCGGUGGCCGGGCCUACGCGCUGGUCAGCAAGCCGGGCCUGGAGGGCGACGGCGGCGACGAGGGGCCGCCCAAGAGCGGCCUGGUCAUGGCGCUGCUGGGCGUGAUCUUCAUGAAGGGCAACCGCGCCAGCGAGGAGGAGGUGUGGGAGUUCCUCAACGUGCUGGGCGUGUACGCGGGCCGCAGGCACCCGAUCUUCGGGGAGCCCAGGAAGUUCAUCACCCAAGACCUGGUGCGCCAGAAGUACCUGGAGUACCGCCACGUGCCGGGCAGCAAACCUCAGCGCUACGAGUUCCUGUGGGGCCCGAGGGCUCGCGCCCACACCAGCAAGAUGGAGGUGCUGCAGGUGCUGGCCAAGAUCAACGACACGGUGCCCAGCUGCUUCCCCCAGCUGUACCAGGAGGCCCUGCUGGAAGAGGCGGCGCGCGAGAGCUCCACAGGCGCAGCCACGGUGGCCUCCGCUGGCGAGGCUGCGGGCCCUUCGGGAGCCGGGGAGCCGUCCCGGGCCCGGGGGGGCCGCGGCCGCCGAAUCUAGCGAGGCGGGUGGGGCGGCUGCUCCUCCUGCUCGGGGCGGAAGGGGGCCCUUGACCUUCCAGGUAGUGCAGAGUCCGGGGGCUGGAAGGAAGUAAGUAGAUCUAACAGUUAAGAAAUCUUCAGUUGAACAUUUUAAGUAGUGGGGGUCUAAGUGGCUUUGUUUUAACAAAACCUAUCUUCUUUUUGAUCUUCACAUAAUUAUAUUUUAGGUAAAGUUAAAUACACAGAUACAUAUUAGCUCGAGAUAUUUAAUGUUUUUUCAAAUGUUUUUCCUUUUAAGAUAAAGUUUACUUUGCUUCAAGAUAUGAAGGUAUGACCAACAUUAGGCUCACAUUUUUUUGCAUUUCAAAAGGUUUUAAAGUCUCAGUUUUGCUAUUUGUAAAGGAAUUCAAAUAUAUUCAGUAUUUUGUUCAAUAUCCAGACAAGAUGACAUGGUACCAGAACAGGAUUCAAGGAGAUGUGAAAGAAUCCAACAGGAAAAUAGAUGAGGUCACAAAGUACAUGAAAAAAAAACUCUAAAAUGUUUAAUGUGUUCAAUUAUUUGUUUGCCUUGUUGUUUUUAGUCUUGGUUUUCUAGUAUUAAAAGA